Messenger RNA from Eutrema salsugineum, 1249 nucleotides. Its product is annotated as auxin-responsive protein IAA12. Gene Ontology annotation, biological process: regulation of DNA-templated transcription. The transcript has 5 exons. Bases 194 to 919 code for a protein of 241 amino acids. Gene Ontology annotation, molecular function: protein binding. NCBI's taxonomy places the organism in Eukaryota, Viridiplantae, Streptophyta, Magnoliopsida, Brassicales, Brassicaceae. Gene Ontology annotation, cellular component: nucleus. The record is from RefSeq and is a predicted model, not a curated record.
UCUCUCUUUUACCCUGCUUGCAUCAUCUCUCGUCUCUCACAAAUAUAAUCUCUAAGAUCGAAGAAGAAACCCUAAAUACCCACGCUCACUUCUUUUGUCUCCAUACGGUUUCAUCAUCUGUGUCAUCGAGACUCUUCUCUUGGGUGGUCCGUUGAAAGACUCUCUCUUUGAUAUCUUUGGAUUCUUAAUUGACAUGCGUGACAGGUCAGAAUUGGAGGUGGGGAAGAGUAAUCUCCCGGAUGAGAGUGAGCUGGAGCUGGGAUUAGGGCUCAGCCUCGGCGGUGGCGCGUGGAGGGAGCGUGGGAGGAUCCUAACGGCUAAGGAUUUUCCUUCCGUUGGGUCUAAACGAGCUGCUGACUCCUCCUCUCGCCAAGGAGCUUCUCCUCCUCGUUCAAGUCAGGUGGUGGGAUGGCCACCAAUUGGGUCACACAGGAUGAACAGUUUGGUUAAUAACCAAGCUACGAAGGUGGCGAAAGCGGACAAAGAAGAAGAAGAAGAAGGAGAGGGGAAGAAGAAAGUUGAUGAGGCUAAAGAUGUCUCAAUGAAGGUGAAUGGGAAAGUUCAGGGUUUAGGGUUUGUUAAAGUGAACAUGGAUGGAGUUGGUAUAGGCAGAAAAGUGGAUAUGAGAGCUCAUUCGUCUUAUGAAAACUUGGCUCAGACGCUUGAGGAAAUGUUCUUUGGGAUGACAGGUACUACUUCUCGGGAAAAGGUGAAACCUCUAAGACUUUUAGAUGGAUCUUCAGAGUUUGUACUCACUUAUGAAGAUAAGGAAGGAGAUUGGAUGCUUGUGGGUGAUGUUCCGUGGAGAAUGUUUAUCACUUCGGUGAAAAGGCUUCGGAUCAUGGGAACCUCGGAAGCUAAUGGACUUGCUCCAAGGCAUCAAGAACAGAAGGAGAAACAAAGAAACAACCCUGUUUAGCUUCCCUUCCAAAGGUGGCAUUGUUAUGUGGUUUUUUUGAGUUCGGCAAGUUACUCAAUACUAUUUGAAGAAAGUAUACCGAAGAAUCGAUAAAGGCUGAAGCUUAGAUUUGAUUUUAAUCCUGUUUUCUUUAUUGUUUUCGGAUUUCAAAUAUGGUUUUUUCUUUAGGUCAUUCUAUUUGUAGUUUUCUCGGUGUUUUACUUCCAGUUGUUUCUUCUUUCGCGGUGUACCAAAUGUCUCUGUUCUCAGAGAGAAUAGUCUCUUUUUUUUUAUUUCUUCUCUAAUAUUGUAAAUAGUUGAAGCUAUCUAAUGUGAUGAGAGUUUCUGUUU